Messenger RNA from Gossypium raimondii (Peruvian cotton), 687 nucleotides. RefSeq names its product caffeic acid 3-O-methyltransferase. Gene Ontology annotation, molecular function: O-methyltransferase activity; S-adenosylmethionine-dependent methyltransferase activity. The record is from RefSeq and is a predicted model, not a curated record. The transcript has 3 exons. Lineage: Eukaryota; Viridiplantae; Streptophyta; Magnoliopsida; Malvales; Malvaceae. Bases 1 to 687 code for a protein of 228 amino acids. Gene Ontology annotation, biological process: methylation.
AUGGAUAGGUUACAGCUGAAGGAUGCGUUUAUUGAGGGAGGAAUUCCAUUUAACAGGGUGCAUGGAAUGCACGCAUUCGAAUACCCAGGGGAGGACCCGAGGUUCAACCAUGUUUUCAACACCGCAAUGAUGAACCACACCACAUUGGUAAUGAACAACAUCCUGGACGCCUACAAGGGAUUCGUCCAACACCUCAACCAAGUCACUGUGGAUGUCGGCGGUGGUCUAGGGGUCUCCCUUAGAUUCAUUACUUCCAAGUAUCCCUCAAUCAAGGGAAUUAAUUUUGACUUGCCUCAUAUUAUCCAACAUGCCCCACCCAUCCCUGGUGUUGAACAUGUGGCUGGAGACAUGUUUAAAAAUGUUCCCAAAGGAGAUGCAAUUUUUAUGAAGUUUAUUCUUCAUGAUUGGAGCGAUGAUGAUUGUUUGAAGUUAUUGAAGAAUUGUUACAAAGCGAUCCCGGAUGAGGGAAAAAUUGUAGUGGUUGAUUGCAUGCUCCCGGAUGUACCCGAUACUAGUAGUGGGGUAAGAGCCACUUGCCAGGCGGAUGUAGUAAUGAUGACGCAAAAUCCAGGGGGAAAGGAACGAACCAAACAAGAAUUAGAAGCCUUGGUUAGUAAAGCUGGAUUCAGUGGCAUCAGAUACGAGUGUUAUGUUUGUAAUUUGUGGGUCAUGGAGUUGUUCAAGUAA